CGUCACUUCCGGCCGCUCGCAAGAUGGCGGCGCGCCGCGUUCUCCGCCUCGCGGAGCGCCAGGCGCGAUGGCUCCGCCCCUUGCCCCGCCCCCCGCAGCGGAUCGGCCAAUGGCGAGAGGCGCAGGGCCUCUCCCCCAGCACCUCCGGGCCCGGCCCCCUCAGGGACCUCCCGGACUGGAGCUUUUCGGACGGGCGCCCCUCCCCCCCCUGGCGGGGGCAGAUCCGGAGACUCGGCGACAGCAGAGAACUGAGGGUGAGAAACCA
Molecule: messenger RNA, 265 nt
Organism: Lonchura striata (white-rumped munia)
Lineage: Eukaryota; Metazoa; Chordata; Aves; Passeriformes; Estrildidae
Source: RefSeq, a predicted model, not a curated record